AUGAGCGGCGGCUGCCACGGCAGCCAGGGCGGGGCGGUGGUGGCGGUGGAUGGCAGCUGCAGCGGCUGCUACAGCGGCCCGGCAAGCGCGGUGGAGGCCGCCUGGUACGGCGGCUGCCACGGCGGCGCGGCGGAGGCCGCGUGGUGCGGCGGCUGCCACGGCGGCGCGACGAAGGUCGCCUGGUGCGGUGGCAGCCACGGCGGCAUGGUGGAGGCCGCCAGGAGCGGCGGCUGCCACGGCGGCGCGGCGGAGGCCGCCUGGUGCGGCGGCUGCCACGGCGGCGCGACGAAGGUCGCCUGGUGCGGUGGCAGCCACGGCGGCAUGGUGAAGGCCGCCAGGAGCGGCGGCUGCCACUGCAGCCAGGGUGGGGCGGUGGUGGCGGUGGAUGGCAGGUGCAGCGGCUGCUGCAGCAGCCUGGCGAGCGCGGCGGAGGCCGCCUGGUGCGGCGGCUGCCACAGCGGCGCGGUGGUGGCAAUGGAUGGCGCAGCCGGGUGCGGCUCGUAG
Molecule: messenger RNA, 504 nt
Organism: Aegilops tauschii subsp. strangulata
Lineage: Eukaryota; Viridiplantae; Streptophyta; Magnoliopsida; Poales; Poaceae
Source: RefSeq, a predicted model, not a curated record